AAAAAUGGAAGCGAUAUUUCACGCUCCAAAACGGAGACCAAGGGUUUACGAAGCUUUUGAAGCACCUCUUCCUGUCCCGUUCGGUACAGACUCUGGUUUAGAGCGGGUUGAAAUAUAUAAAGCUGAAAUUAUUAAUCAGCAUGUGAUAGUCAGAGACAGCGAACACAUUCAGGCUCUGUAUGGAAGGGGUUAUUUUGGGAAAGGAGUUCUGUCCAGAAGUAGACCAGCACACAGUUUAUCCAAACGGUGGGAAUACGUAAGUGACAAAUGUUUACCUGUCAUCUCCUUAGAGAAAUACCAGAAGCAUGUGAGGUGGGCGCGCUCUGCUCUCCUGGCUCAGGGAUUGGAUGAAGAUGUUAUCAGUCAGGUCCUAAGUGAGCUCACACACCCCAUACAGCCAGAUUUACAAGAACACCACGGUGAGGUCAGCUCUGAGGAAAUUCAAGAACCGGGAGCAUCUCGGGCACCGUCUUCACAUCAGGACCACCCGAUGGAGGAUGCUUUUACUGAACAAGACUGUGAGGACUCCGAACCUUCUAAAGCUAAGAGACCUCGCCGACAGGGAGAUCAUCGGUACGAUCCUCUAGCUGAGCUCUAUCCUGAAGAACCUGAACAGUUGGACCCGAACGUACUGGCCAGGAUUAAAUGUAAACGUCACGAUGACUGGAUCGUUCACUGUGGCUGUCGUGUGGAUGAGAGUGAAUUAAUACGUGGUGCAUCAGUGUCGGCUUCGCAAGCCUGUGCUGCAUCCAUCGCUCAUGGAUAUGUUCUGGUGGAGGAACCUGAUGAAGAUGAUGAUGAUGGAGAAUCUGAUCAGAAUGACAGGAAGUGCAGGCUGGUUUGCAGAAUCAACCCGUUCAGCAUGAUCGAGUAUCUGCAGCUCAGUUAUGAAGAGGCUUUCUUCCUGCUUUAUGCACUUGGAUGCUUGUCGGUUUACUCUGACGGGAAACAUCUGACCAUUCUUCAGGUUUGGGAGUUGUUUCGGUCGACGCAGCCCAGCUUCGACACCACGUACGCGGCCUAUCAUUACUUUCGCAGUAAAGGAUGGGUGCCAAAGUCUGGCGUUAAAUACGGCUCAGAUUUUGUGCUCUAUUGGAAAGGGCCGCCAUUUUAUCAUGCAAGUUACUCGGUGGCCGUGGAGCGAGUAAACGAAUCGUACCAGGGUGCCGGACUGAGACCGUUCAGCUGGAGAUCUCUGGCUGCUCUGAGUAGAACCACCGCUAACGUCUCGAAGGAGCUGAUGCUUUGUUACGUCAUCGUCCCGUCUGACGUGCAGCCUUUAUCAUCACCGGAGCUCCUGAGGCAGGUCAAAGUCCAGGAGAUCAUCGUGAGCAGGUGGAUUUCUUCACGAGAGCGAGCAGAACAGGAGGACAUUUAGAAAUUCAGCUUCUGUCCUACAGUGAAAUGUACCAACCAGCUCUUUAAUAAACUCCUCCUCACCAGUGAGCCUUGAUAUCAGCUCUGUGGUCACCAGUCAAAACAAAGCUACAGUAAAGAAGAGAAAGAAGGGCGCCGGGGUAGCGCAGCAGUAAACUACGCUAACCCAGUGCUGCUGAGAUCUAGGGAUCCAGGGUUUGAAUCUCAACGGUGCUAUCGGCCAGACGGGCGUCUACAUGGACGUGAUUGGCUAAUGUCUGGGGGGGAAAUGUGCACUCUCAGUGCCGAUCCCAAGGCUGGAUAAAAAAUAGGAGGGUCAGGAAGGGCAUCCAGAGUAAAAACAGCACCAGGUCUGGUAUUAGGACCAGAUCUGCAGUGGCGACGCCUAAAUACAGGAGCAGCUGAAAGAAAAAUAUAAAAUAUAGGCAGUAUUUCACUUGAAUCUUAAUUUUUCUGCUUUAAAUAGUGUACGCAGCAGUCAAAAGAAAUUUUACAGCCUGAUCAGGGUCACGGUGGGUCCGGUUUGCCUAGAAUUACUGUGCGCCAACAUAGCCAAUCACGUCUGUAUGUAGACACCCGACCAGCCGACAGCACCACCCGGGAUUCGAUCCCUGAACACUGCUGGGGAGUUGCGCUACAGUGGGCAAACCAGACCCACCGUGACCCUGACCGGGCUGUAAAUUUUUUUUGACUCCUGCUUACACCACCUGAAGCUCUGAAAUUUUAUUCUGUAAUAUUAUGUUUAGUUAAAUAUACAGACAGAACGGGAAGGAAGGGGGCGAAUACUUUUUCACACUCCUGUAUAACACGAGAUGUCAUGUUAGCGCAGUGCUUGAUCCUCACAGCGAUGCUAAGAAUCGAGGUUGGUUUUAGGACACUUGUCCACCCCGUGACUCUCCUCUCCGCCUGUCCGUGAUGUAGAAGUGAUGUUUGCUGAUCUCCUGACACAGUGCGCUGUAUUUUGAAGCUCUCUUGACCCGCGGCAGGACGAACGUCUGGGUGAACUCGUCCUUGCCGAGGGCUUUCUUGGUCUGGGUGGCCAGGACGCAGUUGAUGAACGUCAGUGUGAAGGUGUAGCAGUUAUGAUCCUCCUCGUUAAAGCUGCAGAGGAACCACGGAAAUAAUCAGAGUCUGAAUAAACCUGGCCAAAAGUA
Trichomycterus rosablanca is the source of this 2531-nucleotide messenger RNA. RefSeq names its product TSEN2 tRNA splicing endonuclease subunit (gene tsen2). Gene Ontology annotation, biological process: tRNA-type intron splice site recognition and cleavage; tRNA splicing, via endonucleolytic cleavage and ligation. Gene Ontology annotation, cellular component: tRNA-intron endonuclease complex. Gene Ontology annotation, molecular function: nucleic acid binding; tRNA-intron lyase activity. NCBI's taxonomy places the organism in Eukaryota, Metazoa, Chordata, Actinopteri, Siluriformes, Trichomycteridae. The transcript is spliced from 11 exons. Bases 5 to 1378 code for a protein of 457 amino acids. The record is from RefSeq and is a predicted model, not a curated record.